This is a messenger RNA of Penicillium lagena, 1038 nucleotides long. RefSeq names its product NADPH:quinone oxidoreductase family protein. Gene Ontology annotation, cellular component: mitochondrion. Lineage: Eukaryota; Fungi; Ascomycota; Eurotiomycetes; Eurotiales; Aspergillaceae. The record is from RefSeq and is a predicted model, not a curated record. Gene Ontology annotation, molecular function: oxidoreductase activity; zinc ion binding. The coding region runs from base 1 to 1038 and encodes 345 amino acids. The transcript has 2 exons.
AUGAAAGCGGUGCAAAUCAGUGAAUACGUCAAGGGUCCCCUGGACCUAAAGGUCAGCGACGUCCCAGCACCAACCCCGUCGCCGGACAAAUACUUGAUUGAGAUCCACUCCGCGGGAACCAACUUCUUCGACAUCCUCCAAAUCCAAGGUAAAUACCAGCACCAGCCGCCGCUGCCAUGGGUGGGUGGCAUGGAGUUUGCCGGCACGGUGCUCGCCACGCCGACGGCCUCAAAGACACCGUCAAAGUACCGCGUCGGUGAUCGCGUCUUUGGCGCUAACCAGGGUGCGUAUGCGACGCAUGUCCUAGCGGCUGAGCAGACGCUGCUCCCUGUUCCGAACGGGUGGAGUUUCGAGGAUGCUGCGGGACUGUUUGUUACGGCGCCGACUUCGUACGGCGGUCUUGUGCACCGUGCCGGUGUCAAGGCUGGAGAUUGGGUUCUGGUCCAUGCUGCGGCAGGUGGUGUCGGUCUCGCUGCUGUGCAGGUGGCCAAGGCCAAGGGCGCGACGGUGAUUGCUACGGCGGGCACGCAGCGCAAACGUGAGAUUGCGCGGGAGUUUGGCGCAGACUAUGUGAUAGAUUACCGGGAGAAGAAUUGGCCAGAGGAGGUGAAAAAGUUGUGCGCGGCACAUCGUACGGGCAAUGGCAAGGCGGGUGUGGAUAUUGUCUAUGAUCCCGUCGGCAUGAUCGAUGCCAGUCUCAAGUGUGUAGCGUGGAAUGCGCGCUUGCUGGUGAUUGGAUUUGCGGCCGGAAAUAUUGAGAAGGUCGCGCUGAAUCGGGUGCUGCUGAAGAACGUGAGCCUGGUCGGCUUGCACUGGGGCCAGUAUGCCCGGUUCGAGACCGAGGCUGUGGGAACUGUCUGGCAGGGGAUCUUUGAUCUGGUGGCCCAAGGCAAAUUCAAGGGGACGGCCUUCAAGGAUGAGAGCUUUUUUGGUCUGGAGAGUGUGCCGCGGGCCCUGCAUGCGCUGGGUAGUCGCGAGACCUGGGGCAAGGUUGUGGUGAAUGUCGUGGGUGACAAGAAGGCGAAGAGCCGGCUGUGA